Messenger RNA from Sorex araneus (European shrew), 764 nucleotides. RefSeq names its product splicing factor 3b subunit 5 (gene SF3B5). Gene Ontology annotation, cellular component: U2 snRNP; precatalytic spliceosome. Gene Ontology annotation, biological process: mRNA splicing, via spliceosome. The coding region runs from base 134 to 394 and encodes 86 amino acids. Lineage: Eukaryota; Metazoa; Chordata; Mammalia; Eulipotyphla; Soricidae. The transcript has 2 exons. The record is from RefSeq and is a predicted model, not a curated record.
UGACGUCAUUAGCUUGCGACGGCGUGGCUCCGAAUCUUCGGCGCGGCGUCCUCUCCGCGUCGAGAGAGCCUCAAGUGCGCUUCCUGCUCGUCUGCCGGCCUCUGACCUGGGCGCCUAAGAGGGAAGCGGCGCGAUGACGGACCGCUACACCAUCCACAGCCAGCUGGAGCACCUGCAGUCCAAGUACAUCGGCACGGGCCACGCCGACACCACCAAGUGGGAGUGGCUGGUGAACCAGCACCGCGACUCCUACUGCUCCUACAUGGGCCACUUCGACCUGCUCAACUACUUUGCCAUCGCGGAGAACGAGAGCAAAGCGCGGGUUCGCUUCAACCUCAUGGAGAAGAUGCUGCAGCCCUGCGGCCCGCCCGCCGACAAGCCCGAGGAGAACUGAGGCCCGCCCGGCCGGCGCCCCUCUUCCUGCGUUCCUCCGCGUUGGCGUCUUCUCCGAGGGCUUCCGCCCUCACCCCACCACCACCACCACCACCACCACCACCACCAGGGACCGAUUCUCGAUGACUUCUGCCUCUCAGACCUUCCGAGUUCAGCAUUGCUAAACUGGGGGAGUCCCGCCCGCCCUGCCUUCCCCUGGACCCGUCGAAAACGCCGUGGGAACGCGGCAAGAGCCGUUGAGAACUGUAACCUUGGAGAACUGUAACCUUUAGGAAGAUGCGCUGGUGUGAGACAGGACUGGGGGGCGUGUCCUGGGGGACUAGUUGAUCGUUGUUGCUUUUUUUCCAUAAAGUUUAAACGUUUCAAGGCAA